Messenger RNA from Drosophila elegans, 1987 nucleotides. It is a transcript of the gene dmrt99B, whose product is annotated as doublesex- and mab-3-related transcription factor A2. Bases 229 to 1791 code for a protein of 520 amino acids. NCBI's taxonomy places the organism in Eukaryota, Metazoa, Arthropoda, Insecta, Diptera, Drosophilidae. The transcript is spliced from 4 exons. Gene Ontology annotation, molecular function: DNA-binding transcription factor activity, RNA polymerase II-specific; protein binding; RNA polymerase II cis-regulatory region sequence-specific DNA binding. Gene Ontology annotation, cellular component: nucleus. Gene Ontology annotation, biological process: regulation of transcription by RNA polymerase II; sex differentiation. The record is from RefSeq and is a predicted model, not a curated record.
UCAGUGUGUCAUGUCGUCAGCGCGCGCGUCGAUCCCCAGAAAUAUGUCUCAACUAUAAACAACGGAAAUUAAUAGUUGAUAUAUAAAAUAUAACGAAAACACGAAACUAACCAGCAGUAAAAACAAUAGAACUACAAACAAAAACCAAAGUGAAUUGUGUGCUUAGAAGUUCUUUACUUCAAUAAGAGUAAAAUAUACAUAGUUUGUUAAUCCAAUUCCACAAUCGUUAUGAGUCUGCCGUCGGGUGUGGACAUGCAAAACCUGAUGUCCCAGCAUCCAGUGCUCGGAGCACUGCCACCUGCUUUUUUCCUGAGAGCCGCCUCGGAACGCUAUCAAAGGACUCCCAAAUGCGCCCGCUGCAGGAAUCAUGGCGUGGUCAGCGCCUUGAAAGGUCACAAACGGUAUUGCCGCUGGCGGGAUUGUGUCUGCGCCAAAUGCACGCUAAUUGCGGAACGCCAACGCGUCAUGGCUGCUCAGGUCGCCCUCCGUCGCCAGCAGGCGCAGGAGGAGAACGAGGCCCGCGAACUGGGUCUCCUUUACACCUCGGUUCCUGGCCAGCAGAAUGGCAGCGACAGUGCCACGCCCACGCCGCACAGUCCCAAUCACAGUGGCAGCGGCGGAUCGGCCAGUGGAGGAUCGGGCCAAAACGGCGUCUUUCACGGCGGCAUUCCCUCGCCACCGAGCGACGGCUUCGAGGCCAGCUCCACGCCCAAUCAUCACCAGCAAUCGCAGCAGCAACAGUCGCACCACCAGCAGCCACACAACCACAGCCACAGUCACAACCACCAGCAUCAGCAUCAGCCGUCCCAGCGGUUCAAUGGCAAUGAAUCCGACACGGAAGGACGCACCCGGUCCGAGCACCUCAGCGUGGGCUUCUCGCCCACGAGAACCGAGUUAGACGAGAGUCCCGUUUCCAAACGUGGCGUAGCCUUGUCGAACGAAACCGAUCAGGACACGGGCUCCGAGUCCGGAUCGCCGAGCAGUCCCCGUCCUAAGGUCGCAGGACUCUUCAAUCUGACCGCCAGCUUGUCGCCCGCCCGCACAGGACCGCCCAGCUCUCCGGAAUCCGAUUUGGAUGUGGAUUCGGCGCCGGACGAGGCUACGCCGGAGAAUUUGAGUCUCAAGAAGGAGGACAGUCAGUCGCCGCCAAAUACGCCCGCCGAGAAUCUGCACUUGCUGCGAUCCUUUAGCAGCAGUCAUGCCCAGGGCUUCCUGCCAUAUCAUCACACGCAGUUCCUGGCCGCCGCCGGUUUGCCUGCCCACCACCACCCACCGGCGCACUCGCCGCACCACCAGCAGCAGCAGCAGCAACAACAACAGCAACAGCAGCAACAGAAUCACAUCUCACAGCACCACCAACAACAACAGCAGCAGCAGCAACAACAACAGAGAUCUCCCAUUGAUGUCCUCAUGAGGGUAUUUCCCAAUCGCCGGCGCAGUGAUGUGGAGCAACUGAUGCAGAGAUUCCGCGGCGACGUCCUCCAGGCCAUGGAGUGCAUGUUGGCUGGCGAGGAUUUGGGUCAGACACCGCCACAGGUUCCGCCCUCACCGCCCUUUCCCAUGAAGUCCGCCUUUUCCCCCCUCGUACCGCCCUCCGUCUUCGGCUCCCCCACCCAUCGCUACCAUCCCUUUAUGCAGGCUCAUGCCAAGCGAUUCCUCACUGCUCCCUACGCCGGAACUGGUUAUUUGCCAGGAGUGCUCAGUGCGGCGGACAUCGAGCAGUCGGAGUCCAAUGGAGCAGGUGGCAUCGGACUGGAUCGCACCAGCAACGCCGGGGAUUCCCAGGAUUGAGGCAGCGAGGCUGAGGCCAACGGCACCGCCGUCUUCAGGCCUUUCGAGUAAGAUUUCCUGGUGUCCCAGCACUGGGGAAAACAAAUCACUUCUAAAGUCGAGAAUAAAAGUCUAGGAUCGCAGUGUUACAUUUCUUAUUUUGUUGCUUAAAUUCGAUUCGAUUCUAUAUAAUUUUUCCAAUAUUAAAUUUGUUUGA